AUGGACAAGUAUCAAAAUAUCCAACAAAAAGUCUGUCUUGUAGUUAUUGAUGGAUGGGGCCUUUCCGAUGAAAAACAUGGGAAUGCAAUUGCUAAAGCUAACACGCCUAUUAUGGACAAACUUUGUUCUGGAAAUUGGCAAAAAUUGGAAGCACACGGUCUUCAUGUUGGAUUGCCAGAAGGCUUAAUGGGGAAUUCUGAAGUUGGACAUUUGAAUAUUGGAGCUGGAAGAGUUAUUUAUCAAGAUAUUGUUCGAAUUAAUCUGGCUGUUCAACGAAACGAGUUUGUCACAAAUCCUCAGAUUGUUGCAUCAGCUGAGCGUGCAAAGAAGGGGAGUGGUCGAUUGCAUUUAUUAGGACUGGUUAGCGAUGGUGGUGUGCACUCUCAUAUUGACCAUCUUUUUGCAUUGAUACGUGCAUUUAAACAAUUACAAGUGCCAAAGGUUUUUAUUCACUUUUUUGCUGAUGGUCGAGAUACGUCGCCAACAAGUGGAGCUGGUUAUCUUGAACAACUUCUUCAAUUUAUCUCUUCGGAAAAGUAUGGAGAAUUGGCUACUAUUACUGGGCGUUAUUAUGCAAUGGAUAGGGACAAAAGAUGGGAGCAUGGCUUAUGA
Messenger RNA from Meloidogyne enterolobii, 612 nucleotides. The record is from the annotation of a GenBank genome assembly. Lineage: Eukaryota; Metazoa; Nematoda; Chromadorea; Rhabditida; Meloidogynidae.